AUGAAGACGACUUCAGGUCUGCAGGAACAGGAUGGUCGAACAUGUCAAUCCGAGCGAGCUUUCCCUGAGAACCCCGAAGCUAAUCACGACACGGAGACCGAACAUCUGGACGAAGACGAUUUCGACGAUUUGAUCGUUGUCAAAGAUGCAAAAGACGAUGCUAUCAAGCGGAAGACCUUGGAUCGUCUGGCUGAAAUCAUGGCUAGGACCAAAACCGCUAGAAAUAAUCGGAUGUCGAGGAAGAGAAAUGCCGAUGCCAAACAUGUCACCAGCGUCAUUCUGGUUGAGGAUUUGAAGGAUUCGAAGGAUAAAUCUGCAACCUUCAUAUUCAGCAAGAACGGGGGAUUUGAUGCUGUUGAUGAGAGUUUCCUGAAACGACUAGAAGCCUUGCUUCAAAACAUCGCAUCCAAUGGUAACUUGGAGUUUUACCUUCUGUCACUUUAUGAUUGCGUUGCUAAUUCACGCGUGCGAUAUCACUCCGAUAUCCUUUUUGAAGUCAUGGCAAAAGCCAAGGAGAUUGUUAUGUCGCCCAGAAGCCAAGAUUUCCGGGACGAACCUUGCCAAAUUGGACUCCGAGACUGGGAAGACAACCAAGGAGUUUGUUAUGAGUUUCCAUCCAGUGGGGUCGGGAGGAGUCACGCCUCCAGAGAAGCUGUGGACUGUCUGUCUGUCCAAGAGGAAGAAACAUCUGUCCAGGAGAUUUACAGCGGAAUCCAUUAUCUGUUCACAAAAAGCGAUCAUCGAGUCUCUCGUACAUCUCUGAGGAGUAUUUUGGAGGGAGUCUACCGUAUUCUACGACACCCACGACAGCGACCUGCACUCAAAGGCCUCCUCAGACAAACUUUCCGCCACCAUCAGAAAGAAUUCAAGCGAGCCUGGUCUUCUUUGCUGUAUCUGGCUCGGAUCUACUUCGCAGCCGUCAUCCUUCUACAGUUCGCGACAGAGUUAGAUUUCAAGUUCAUCAAAUUGAAUCAAUUCAAGGAGCCGUUGCCGGCAUGCCUAAGAAGUUGGAAAGACUUCUUUCUGCACUCGGAAAAGGCCGAUCAAUUCGCUCGAAUCGCGCGAGCAUCCAAGACAGUCCAUGCGGAAGUCCAACUGACUCUAUAUGCAGAGAAUACUCUGCGGACCGGUGACAAACUCACUGACAGACUAUAUCGCUAUAUCGGGUGUAGCAAGAAGUGCUGUUUCUUUUGUGAACUCUUUUGCAAAAGUCAUGGCUCUUUCCAGAUACGUGGGACUCACAAGACUCUUUUCCCAAUGUGGACGUUGCCUCGGAUACUCCCUCAGCAGUCGCUUCAAGUACUGCGCGACUUCUCAAAGCUCCUCAAGGAUCUUCUGUCCCGUAUUAUCACUAGUCCGCGUGCUCCAACUCAAUGUGACCUCCAACAGCAAUCAUCAGCAGCCUUGUCGACAUUGGGUACAGUGCAGAGAGAAGUGGCAACGUUCUCUAGCAGACCGCAAACUGUGAACAAAAUGAUGCUCGGUGCUGGCGGAGUCAUCGCCACAGAACACCAGCUGAUAGUUGUACCUUGCUUGGAAGCUCCUGGCUAUGCAACUUUGCUUGGUGGACCCAAAAAACGAGAAGUGACAUUUUUGCCUAUAGAAGAGGCCGAACUGAUCAAAAUCAAUCACGAGAGAAGCAUGUCUAUGCUAGAGCAGACCUAUGACAUGCCACCCAUCACAAGCGUGGAUCAAAAACGUUGCCGACACUGUAGCAACAUUGCGGCGCACAGAUGCUCGGCUUGUCGAUCAUGGUAUUGCUCCAAAGUCUGUCAGAAGCAGCACUGGCCGCAACAUGUCUUUGUGUGCAGGGCUCUGGCACGACCCAACGAUUCGGAUUUUCUCAGACUGAUGGUCAUGAGGAAUUCCAAGAAUAUCGUUUCAACAGAUGGAGAACGUCUGCACAACGCCAUACGCGAUGUGCUUUCCGACGACCACAUCUGCAAGGUGAUCAAUCUUAUCUUUCGAGUGUUGCAGCUGCACCUGCAGAAGGGCAGUCUGAGCAAAUUUCUUGUACACGGAACUACCGAGUACGCUUACAUCACCUGGUUUCUAGAGCAUUGGGAUCCGGAAGUGCGUGUCAUCCCAAACAUACUCAAAACCACUUACGAUAUUUGGGAUGUCGCAGCGGCAAGUGCAGUCAAGACUCUUGGAUUGGCAGACUGGUUCGGAAACAGGCUACACCUUGAUACAUCUCAGACAGAUGUUUUGGACCUUUAUCUGAGCAUUCAGCCGUCCAUUGGUCUGAUACCAGACAGCACUUCUUCAUCUUGGAUCAAAUUUGGCUUCUGUUACUGCAAGUCGUUCUCACAACGAAAAGAACUCGCUCAGAAGUACUUGACCUUGGCGCUUUCCCAGGCUACUUUUGACGACAUAGUUUCAGCGUACGAAGCGUCGUGUCUAGGAGACUUGAUGCGUGCUCAUAGUAUCGACAUCUCACAUCUCGAGAACCAGGGCGUUCGGCUCUACAGGCCACCACCACGCGAGUACAGCAUCUACCGGCUCAUGAUUGAAGUCGAGCACGCACUGUCGGGUAGAUUCUGUAGCUGCUUUCGCCUACGUGAGGGUCGGGAUUGCCACGCAUAUUACGAAACCCACAUUGAUCUCGACUGGGAGAGGUGGCAACUUCUGAAUUUCUAUAAACACUUGUUUCAAUCACCAAGCUUCAACGCCCAACUCAUGGCGAAAGCUACGGAGGAUCCGGAUCUUGGAAGCUUGGAGGACUAUUUCGAUAGCCAUCGAGCGAACAUCUUGUUCCCGAGAUUGAGAGAUAGGCUGAGGGGCUGGGACCGAGAUGGUCGACCCAUUAUGCAUCACCAUCUUGUCUGUCGUUGCAAAGAACACGAUGUGUUGGAACCUCCCGGUAUCGUUCAUUCGCUACUGUAG
Molecule: messenger RNA, 2886 nt
Organism: Aureobasidium namibiae CBS 147.97
Lineage: Eukaryota; Fungi; Ascomycota; Dothideomycetes; Dothideales; Saccotheciaceae
Exons: 9
Coding region: 1-2886 (961 amino acids)
Source: RefSeq, a predicted model, not a curated record